Molecule: messenger RNA, 5533 nt
Organism: Nylanderia fulva
Lineage: Eukaryota; Metazoa; Arthropoda; Insecta; Hymenoptera; Formicidae
Gene: CLIP-190
Product: Cytoplasmic linker protein 190
Biological process (GO): cytoplasmic microtubule organization
Cellular component (GO): nucleus; cell cortex; microtubule plus-end
Molecular function (GO): microtubule plus-end binding
Source: RefSeq, a predicted model, not a curated record
CGUGGUUGCGGCAGUUGUCAUUUUUUCUGUGCGGGUCGCGGUCGGACGAACUUUCCGUUGUGUUGAUAAAUCGCUAUUUUUUGCGAUCGUCGCGAGUGAAAUGUGAUAUUAUUGGCUUCGCGAAUCAUCCCGACUGAGAUCUUGUUCAGUGUAGUGCAGUGAGAUUAUAUAUAAAGCAUGUUGGAACCAGAGUCGACAGAGGCAAAGCCUUCAGAGGCAGAGCCACUAGAGCUAGAAUCAAAGUCGGAGCCAUCAGAAGUAGAGCUGCCAGAGAGAAAACUACCAGAGACAAAGUCAUCAGAGCCAAAACCAUCAGGAAUAAGACCACCGACAAAAAUUGAAAGACUUUGUUCCUCUAGGCCACGUAGACCAGAUAUUCCACCACCUUCCCCAGUGAAAUCAGUGACUACAAAGCUCAAUCAGAUGGAGCCUCUCUGGGAAUCGCGCGGCCGUCAAAUAGAUGAGGCCAGCUUGCGAAGAGGAUCAGAUACCAGCGUCGUUCUGACCGAGGACACAGAAAGCUUUAUGAUCGGUGAUCGAGUAUGGGUCGGCGGCACAAAACCUGGUAGAAUCGCCUACAUCGGCGAGACCAAAUUCGCUCCUGGGGAUUGGGCAGGAGUCGUCCUGGACGAGCCGAUCGGGAAGAACGACGGUUCGGUGGCGGGUAGUACGUACUUUCAAUGCGAACCGAAGAAGGGGAUCUUUUCGAGGCUCACCAGGUUGACCAGGGCACCGCUGGGGGGUUAUCAGAUAAGCGCUACCUCGACACCGACAUCGCCGCCCGAAAGCAUCAAGGGCAGCUAUCUGGGCAAAUCUAUGUCGCCGUCAUUAAAUGUGUCGACGACAAGCUUGUCCUCGUCGGUGUCGCAGAGAGCGAAAGAUGACCUGAAGAUAGGUGAUCGGGUGAUCGUGUCAGCGAUGCAAGGUAGCAAAACUGGCGUGCUCAGGUACCAAGGACCCACGGAUUUCGCUGGAGGCGAAUGGUACGGCAUAGAAUUGGACGAGCCGAUCGGAAAGAAUGAUGGUUCCGUCAGCGGGAAAAGAUACUUCGAGUGCCCGCCGAAGCGCGGUCUGUUCACGGUCCCGCACAAGGUCAGCAGGUCGCCGUCCGUCAAAAAGUCAUCCAUGGUGUACAAACCGAGCGGCGGCGCCACAACAAACACCACCAUCCCCAGCCUCCAGAAGAGGAGCGGUUCGCGCGACUCUCUCGCGUCCAGCAUCGCCAGCGUCAAUUCGAAAACGAGUUCGCCGAUCAGCACCACGACGAGGACAUUGCAGAGGCCUGGCAUGCGCAUGUCGACACUUGUUUCACGAGAUUCACUGCAGGAGAUUCUGAAAGAGAAGCUGCAGGAGAUAGAACUUCUGCGAAAGCAACGAGAUUUGGAGCGUGCAAGGGUUACCAAAGCGGCAAAUCAAGCUGAUCAAGCGGAGCAAUCGGCACUUUCUAUCAAACAAGAGUAUGAUAAGUAUCGCGAACAGAUGCAACAAUCAGUCAACGAAGCGGAACUUGCUGUCACCAAACUUGUCAACGAGAGAAAUGGAUUGAUGGUGCAGCUGGAAGAGGAGAAACGAAAGUGCGAAGAUCUUCUUUUCCGUUUCGAAGAGGAAUCCGUGAAUAAAGACGACAUACAGAAAGAGAGAUCUGAGCAAAGUGUCAUAAAUACUGUAAAUGAAAGCAGGAUCAAGCAGCUCGAGGACGAACUCGCUGAAGAACGACGGGAACGCGUUGCUCAGUUGGAACGCGACAGCAUCAAACUCUUCGAGGCCGAGGAGGAAUUGACGCGACUGCGUAACGAGAUCAGCUGCGUGACGAGCUUGCACAAUUCUCAGCUUCAUGAUUUGGAGAGCCGUAAUCAGAGCUUAGAGGAGAUCAAGAAUAGCUUGGAGAAGGAAGCUCGGGAGAAAUCGAACCUGGUGAACGAAUGUGUGGACCGUAUCCGGGAACUGGAGCUCGAGUUGAGCAAAACGCAGCAAGAGAGCACAUCGCACAGCGAGUCCGAGAGUCGUUUGGAGAGAGAAUUGGAAGCUGCUAAACGAAGCCUGCAGAACAAAGAGACAUUGGUAGAAAAUAUGAAACAAGAAUUCGAAAAGAGUACGAAUCUCUUGAACGAAGAGCUGCGAAAGUCGAAGGAAAUGAUCGAGACGAUGAAGAGAGAGAGCGCGAGCGAGAAAGACUUGUUGCUGUUGGAGUAUCGACAGAAAAUCGAGGAGAGGGAUCGGUUAAUUAAAGCAAAGACCGAGGAGUUGGAGAACGAGUCCAGGAGGCUGCUAGAACAGCAGAACGUGGUUUUAGAAGGUUUGAAAACCGAGAACAUUAAGCGUAUUCACGAACUUUCAGAGUCUUUUGAGCAACAGUUGCGCGAGAAAGACUCGAAAAUUGAUGAGGUCUCGCAGCAACUCAAUCAGAGAGCAUCCGAAACCGAAAGACUGUUGGCCGAAUUGGCUGCUGAACGAGAGCUUCGCAAGAAGAAGGAUGAGGAACUGAAUGACGCUUUACGAAAGUUAGAAGAGUUAAGUAUAAAACUUAAAUUAGCCGAAGAAAGUAACAAUGCGCUGACGAAACAGAUUGAAGCUUAUAGAGCCAAAAAUGAAGAUAAUGUCAGAAUUAUUCACGAGAAGCAACAACUGGAGCAUGAUUUAGCUAAUUUAAUUGCUUCGGAAGAGAAAUCUACUGCACAAUUAAAUAAAUUAAGCGAGGAGCUGAGAGUGAGAGACCAAGAGCUCGCGGAAUUGCGAAAUGCUAACAUGGCGCAAAUAGAACAAAUAACUAAACGAUUUGAGAUCCAAAUUAAUGAAAAAGUCAAAUAUAUCGACCAGAUAAGCGCGGACGUCGCACAGAAAGCCUUGAUGCUCGCUAAAUUAGAGAAAGAUAUUGCUGAAUUAAAAGCGAUUAUAGCGAGCAAAGAUGAGGAGAUCAAACAUCUUCUUGAAAAGACUUCAGAAUUGCAAGAUGCUCUCACGUUAUCUGAACAAACGAAAACGAAUUUGGAGAGCGAACUUCGUGUAUUUGAGUCGAACAUGCAGAAUUUGAAUCAACAGAUCGCGAGAUCGGAAGAGAAAAUAUCGCAACUGUCAUUGCAAAAGGAAAAACUGGAAUGUGAUGUAGCUAACGCGAUUAGUAGUUCCGCCGAUUCAUCGGAACAGCUAUCGAAAUAUAACGAAGAUCUGCGAAAAAAAGAGAAGGAGUUAGACGAAGCUCAUGAGAAGAUCUUCCAUAUCGAAUCUACGUUGACUAAAACAGAGGGAAAGUUGUCCGAUACCGAGACAGAAUUAAAUAAAAACGCAACGUUAAUUGAGCAAUUACGCUCGGAAAAAUCAAAUUUGGAAUCGCAAAUAUGCGAUGCUAAAAAAUCAAAUGCAGACUAUGCGGAGAAAAUACGCGAGUACGAACGAAAUGAGAUUGAAUUAUCGGCGAAGUUGAAGGAAAGUGAACAUAUUAAGACAAAUUUGGAGAAAAACUCUGAGGAAAUUGUCAAUCUUACGGAAAAAUUGACAAAAAAAGAAGAAGAGAUCGCUAAUCUUCGCAAGGAGCACAAAACCUUGCAAAAUUCUCACGAAGAACAGGUAUCCUCGUUCCAAAAACAAAUCGCGGACUUGUCGAACGAAUUAACGACUUCACGCGACGAAAUAACAAAUUUGCAAAAAAUCAAAAAUAAACUAGAGGCCGAUCAAAGUGGAAAUCUAUGGUCAAUCGAGGAAUUAACGGAGAAAUUAAAAGCCGAAUCGGAUGCAUCGUCAAAUUUGAAGAAUUUCAUUCAAGAGAAAAGCUUGAAGCUUCAGGACACCGAAAACAAGUUGUCAGAAUUGCAAAAUAUAUACGACGCUUUGAUUAACGAUAAAGCGGCAGCCGAUAAGAAUUCAACCACAUCUUUAAAUACCAUGACCAAUGCGAUAAAAGAAUUGAACGGCAAAUUAAAGGACGCUGAAAAAAUGAUUAAAGAUAAGGCGGACGAAGUAUCGAAGGCGAGAGCGGAGACGGAAAAGUCGCAAGCACAAAUAGUCGAAAUGGACGCUAAAAUAUCUUCCAUGAAAGAAGAGCAUAUUCGUAAUAAUGAGGAACUGAAAAACGCACAAGAAAUAGUCACGCAGAAACAAAGUGUAGUAAAUGAAUUGACUGAAGUCAAGGCUGCUUUGGAGAACUCAGUGAAAUCCUUGGAAACUCAAUUAUCGAAUUUGCACGAGGAAUUAGACAAGAGAGAGAAGGUCCUGGUAGAUAUGGAAGUUAGAACAAAAGAAUCGGAAACUUCUAAAAAGGAAGAAGUGUUAAAGCUACAAAAUUCGUUGGACUGUGAGAUUGCAGCAAAGCAGAAGGAGAUCGAAGACAUAAAUAGGCAUAAUAAAGAGCUAGAAGAAAAAUUGCGAUCAUCGCAAGACGCUGUAGACAAGCAUAAAGUCGAUUUAAAUGAUAAAGAGAACAUUAUCGAUAAAUUGAAGGCGCAAAUGAAGGCUUUGGAGGAUGCGCAAGUGGAAAAGAUUAAAGCAGAACAACAGUCGCGAAAUGAGGAAACCAAGUUGAAACAGAACGAAUUAAGCGGAGCGAAUAAGCGAAUUCAUGAGCUGCAGCAUACGAUAAACUCAUUGGAGAAACAGCUAAAGGAACAGGCUGAUCAGGCGAGAGCUAUGGAAAAUAAUGAGAAGGAAGUGAAGAAAAAUGUCCAGAACCUGCAGGAGAAGCUGAAUGUCGCCAAGAUAGAAGAGACGCGACUUCUGAACGAGCUAAGCCGAUUGGAGAAGGAAAACAAGCAGGUCACCGCAAAAUGGACGGAGGCGACAAAUUUGAAGAAUGCUUACGAUGGAUCGGGUGACAUGAAACAAGAACACAUUGUCGAAAAAUUGCAGGAGGAGAACGAUACUGCGAAGAGUCAGAUAGAUUUUUUGAACUCCGUGAUAGUCGACAUGCAACGUAAAAAUGAAAGUCUGCUGUGUAAGAUCGAGGUUCUCGAGAUGGGAGUUCCCGCCAACGAGGCCGAGGAUUAUACUCGAAGCACCUUGGAUAAGCGAGCGGCGGCGCCCCGUAUGUUCUGUGAUAUUUGCGAUCGGUUCGAUCUACACGAGACGGAGGACUGUCCAAGACAGGCUCAGGAUUUCUCGGAUAGAGUUCCGGACAGAACGGCCAAGUCGAAGAAGCCACCCGUGGAGAGACCGUACUGCGAAAAUUGCGAGAUGUUUGGUCACGACACGCGCGACUGCGAUGACGCCGAAACGUUUUAACGUUUUAACGUUACGUCCAUGAAUUCAUUUUGUUUGCUUGCCAAAAUGUCCCGCGUGUAGCUAUAAAGAAAUCUGUUUUAAAUUUUACAGAGUAUAUAUAUAUAUAUUUUUGUAUGGCAGAUUUUUCGAUUAUAUUCUAAAUCUCUGAGUAUAUAUGAGUCUUCCCGCGCAAAACGUAAAACGCAUAAUACGUAACCAUUAACACACUCUUAAAAUAUUGCAAGCAACUUUUAUGCUCCCUCUAAAUAUGACGCGAUCUUAAUAAGAUACUGUUUAUUUACAAAAUUUUCUGGACGUGUAUAAUUAUCUUUAUAUUAUUGCA